GGGUAGGAGAGGCAAGUGUAGGGGAGUGAAAGAAGCUCAGAAUGGCUGGGGGAAGGGGCAAGGGCCAGAUCCCAGUGUAAGGAUGCCUAGGCUGCAGGUGGGGCUGAACUGGAGGCCAAGGGCAAGGGCCCUUGGGGAUUCAGUGGAGCUUCAGUAGGAGGCCAGGUUGAGGUUGGAGAGUGAGUAAGUGCAGAGGAGGGCCCCAGGCUGGGGCCUCAUGACCCUACAAAGCUUCAGUUCUGGGAAAGGGGAAGCUGUGGAGACCUGGGUGGUGUCACAGCUUCCUCUUUCUCUGAGGCCUCCAGGGCUGCAUGUCCCUGGGGCUCCGCUGCCCUGGUUAGUUGGUUUUCUUCCAGGGAAUUUCUGGUUCUAAUUGUUUGGGCAUUUUUGGAGAUGGGGGUGGGUUGCAUGUUAGGAAGCUUGCUCCCCCUCAACCUGUUUUGUGGAGGCCUCCCGCUCCAGACACUGCUGGGGGAGGGCUUUGUGGUGAAUGAGACAGACAUCCCUGCCCUUGCUGCUGUCGGGGUGGGGUAGGGGGAGCAGCGCUGAACAAGUAAGCAAACAAAUACUUAAUUACAAACCUGAGCCAAGGUGCAGAGGGAAAGAAGGGAGUGAUGGGGAGGAAAUCACAAGACCUUCCUCAGGCUCGUUACCUCAUUUAAACCUAAUCACGGUCUUGCCCUGGGAGACAAAUAUCCCCAUCUUGCAGAUGAAGAUACUGAGACCCAGCAAGGUGUAGCAGGGGCUCCGGUCCCACAGGGAGUUGGUGGCAAUGGGGACAGGCCCAGGUUAGACUUCUGGGAGGAGUGGCCUCUAGGCUUACUUCCUCCUCUGCCCCUGGGACCCUGUUGGGUGUUUCUCCUCUGUCUGGAGCACUGGGCCCUGAGAGGAGGCUCCCUGCUGUGGGCCUGGGUCUGCUCAGCCACCUUGACAGCCUUCUUCCAGGAGGCUCUCUGGAGGCCUUGGAAGGUCACUGACUUCCUGGCCUUAGGACUAGGCAGAGAGGUGGGGAUGGAGCCUUCACGGACACUCAGCCAGCUGAGGGACUUUGAUCCGAACUUACUUUUCAGUCAAGAUUUCAGGACUCCAGGCUUAGAGAUACUGGAGUCCUGGUGGGACAGGGGGUGCCGAAGGGCAGGUCAGAGCGGCAGGUGCUGCCCUGUGUGUACACGGAGGGGGUUCUGGGUGGCCUACCAUGGGCCGCCUGACCGGACAGGUUCAUCGGGGGCUCAAUCUAGCUGAGUGAGGGGGCUGGGAGUGCAGCUGUAAGCAGACUCCGGCAGCCAGACUGGAGUAAGUACCAGUUUGGGGUAAUUAGAAGGCACGUAAUUAGAAGGCGUCAGGGCGCUAGGCGGCAAGUGUCUGUGAAUAUGCCUGAGUGGGCCCUUGCUGGCUUUGGACCCCUGGAAGACUUUCCUCCUGGAAGUCUCAAGAUCACGGUUCCCCAUCGGCCUGGAGGCUGGUGACUCCUGGGGCCCGAGGAUGAAGCUGAGCCUGCCACACUGGCCCCUGUCCUGCCUUUUUGUGCUGCUGCGCUGGCCUCUGGCCACUCCAACAUCAAGGACCCUUUGGCGGUGCCCACCUGGGGAGGAGCCCAGCCUGGACCUGGGGCAGGGCACAUUAUGCAGGUCCUGUCCCCCCGGCACUUUCUCUGCUUCAUGGGGCCCUGGCCCAUGCCAGCCCCACGCUCGCUGCAGCCCUCGAGGGAGGCUGGAGGCCCAGGCAGGCACAGCGACUCGAGACACCCUAUGUGGAGACUGCCAGCCUGGGUGGUUUGCCACUUCAGGGGUCCCCCUUGUCUCCUGUCAGCCGUGCUCCUGGACACCUCUGGGUACUCGCAGCUGUUAUGAGCGGGGACGACGGGCCCGACGUGGUGUGGAGGUGGCAGCAGGGGCCAGCAGUGCUGGGGAUACGCGGCAGCUUGGGAAUGGCACGCGGGCAGGUGGCCCUGAGGAGACAGCUGCCCAGUAUGCGGUUAUUGCCAUCGUGCCUGUCUUCUGCCUCAUGGGGCUGCUGGGCAUCCUGGUGUGCAACCUGCUCAAGCGGAAAGGCUACCACUGCACGGCCCACAAGGAGGUUGGGCCCGGCCCUGGAGGUGGAGGCAGCGGGAUCAACCCCGCCUACCGGGCUGAGGACGCCAAUGAGGACACCAUUGGGGUCCUAGUACGCCUGAUCACCGAGAAGAAAGAGAAUGCCGCGGCCCUGGAGGAGCUGCUGAAGGAGUAUCACAGCAAACAGCUGGUGCAGACCAGCCACAGGCCCGUACCCAGGCUGCCGCCGGGUCCCCCCAGCAUGCCACACGUCUGCCCACAUCGUCAUCACCUCCACACCGUGCAGGGCCUGGCUUCACUCUCUGGCCCCUGCUGCUCCCGCUGUAGCCAGAAGAAGUGGCCUGAGGUGCUGCUGUCCCCUGAGGCCGCAGCUGCCACUACUCCUACUCCCAGACUCCUGCCCAACCCGGCCAGGGCUCCCAAGGCUGGGGCCAAGGCAGGACGCCAGGGCGAGAUCACCAUCUUGUCUGUGGGCAGGUUCCGAGUGGCCCGAAUUCCUGAGCAACGGUCAAGUUCAGCGGCCUCUGAAGUGAAGACUGUCACAGAGGCUGGGCCCUCAGGGGGUGCUCUCCCUGGCUCCCCACAACCUGGCCUCCCCACUGAGCAGCAGGCACUGCUGGGAAGUGGCGGAAGCCAUACUAAGUGGCUGAAGCCCCCAGCAGAGAACAAGGCUGAGGAGAACCGCUAUGUGGUCCGGCUAAAUGAGAGCAACCUGGUCAUCUGAUGGUCUAUCUCAUCUGAGAACAUGGCAGCCCUGCCCUAGGAGGUUCUGAAGGCUUCCUGGAGGAGGUAGAGCUGCAGCUGGGCGUGUGAGGACCAAGAAGUAAUGGCCCAGCAGACAGAACAGCAAAGGCCAAGGCCUGGAGGUGGGAGCGUCCGCCCCAGUGAGGAGGCAGGCCAGCUGGCGGGUGCUGUGUGCAGGAGCAGGUUGAGAGCCCCUCCCCUGUCCCUGCCACCCAGUUUUUUCUCUGAAGGAUGCCCUGUGCCCUAGCCUGGCCAGAUCCUGGGACCCUGCAGGAUCCUCUGUAUCACUAAGUGGCAAGGCCUUGGCCUGGUGGGGAGGGGCCCUCUGCCUGGUGCUCCUGGCCCCACACCUUGGUAAUUAGCUGCCCUUGCCUCUGUACAGGGCCCUAGUACGGACCUCUCCUGCCUCUUCUAGUGGGCCCAGUAAAGGGAAGGAGCAACAAAAAGCCAUGGGCUGGAGACUUGAGUUCCCAGGCUCUAACCAUGGGCAAGUCCCUGGCCAUCACCUGGUUAUAAUUCUUCUGACCAUGAAGUGGGAAAAGAAAGGCAUCUCAGGGCGCAGGGCUUCUCCAGUUACUUGGCAGGUUCUGGCCCGGGUCAUGUGAGGGGAGAGCCUGACUCCUUGCCACCCCUCCCAUUAGUAGCUUUAUCUGCCCCCAUUUUUGCCGCUUCUAAGGCCUCUGCCUUCAGGCCCCCAUGGGGCGGCCCAUCCCUGGCUCUGUCUAUAAGAAGGGGCUUAAUGCAUGUAUCUGCUCCCCACCCUGCUGUUUUUAUUGAAAUUGGUACCACAGUCUUGACCUGGGCAGGGCUGUAGUACAAGGUGCCAGCCUGCAUAGCCACCCCAAGAUCUCAGGAGCUUUUGGGGAGAGGUGUGGGUGAGGGGCUGGUAAGGUGCCCCUGGCCUCAGUGGUUUGUGUGUCCCUGUGGUGUUGGUGUCUGUCCCCCAGCCUGGGCAGUGCAGGCGACUGCCCAGCCCAGUCCCUAUGUCCACUCUGGCUCAGCAACCUGGUUAUUUAUGUGGGGUCGUGCAGGCAUGGGCCCCACUGCCAUCCCUGUUUCUCUUAUUUAUUGAAACUUUGCUGUUGUCCUGUCUUUGUCUCUAUUCCCAUCCAUUUAUUGGAUAAUAAAAGGUGGGAAAGUCGUGUCA
Neofelis nebulosa (Clouded leopard) is the source of this 3942-nucleotide messenger RNA. RefSeq names its product RELT TNF receptor (gene RELT). The coding region runs from base 1483 to 2775 and encodes 430 amino acids. The record is from RefSeq and is a predicted model, not a curated record. Gene Ontology annotation, molecular function: protein binding. Lineage: Eukaryota; Metazoa; Chordata; Mammalia; Carnivora; Felidae. The transcript is spliced from 11 exons. Gene Ontology annotation, biological process: amelogenesis; apoptotic process.